Molecule: messenger RNA, 1697 nt
Organism: Blepharisma stoltei
Lineage: Eukaryota; Ciliophora; Heterotrichea; Heterotrichida; Blepharismidae
Source: the annotation of a GenBank genome assembly
AUGGAGGAUUGGGAAAUUGUAUGACUGACUUUCGCAAUCUUUGGGGCUGUUAAAAUCCUUUGUGUAAUAUUGCCUUGGCUUUAUUGGAAACUAUUCUGCUGCAUUAAUUUAAAGCAAUACAGCGAUGGCUAUGUCUGUAUUACUGGUGCAACUGACGGAAUUGGCAAAGCACUUACCAAAGAGUUCGCCAGGCGUGGGUUUAAAAUAUUAAUGAUAUCACGGAACCAAUCGAAGCUUGAAAAUGUGAAAAGAGAAAUUGAGGCUUUAUACGCAAACUCAGAAAUCCAGUUUAUUCAAGCUGAUUUUUCUAUGUCUCACAAAAAUGCUGACUCCCACCCCCCAUCCUUGAUCGAACGACUCGCCAUCGUUCGAUCAAGGAUGGGGGUUAAAACAAAUUUUUUUUGGGAAAAAAAUUUUAUAUAUAAAAUAUAUAUAUAUUUUUUUAUUUACUUUUAAAUAAGAGGGUUAAGAGUAUUUAAUAAUUAUUUUUACAGCAAAAAAUUGAAUUAAUUUCAUAAAAUACCAAUUUUUAAUAUUUUGAUUUAUUAGUUACCACUUUAAAACUGUAUAAAUUUUAAUUUGUUCCUUUAUUAAAUUAAAAAAUUUUUUUUUUUUUGUUUUUUAAAGAAUCUCUAUUUUUUUAGAUUAUUGAGUUUUUAAGCCUAGGUUGAUGACUAGAUCACUUCGAAUGGUUGAUUCCGAAGCUUUCUGUCGUCUCAAAGUCUCUGAAAACAACUUCAUUAUGCACAUCUUCCCAAGCUUUUGAUAACUAAUAUAUUUGUAUUUAUAUAAAAAUUUGCAUGAUAUGAAAAUCGUUCGAUCAAGGAUGGGGGUUAAUUUCCCCAAUUUUUAGGAAUUUUUACAGUCAAUCGUUCGAUCAAGGAUUGGGGGGGGAGUGAAGAGUUUUUCGCAAGUCUCAAUGAAAAGCUAAAAAAUUAUGAAAUAUCAGUAUUGGUUAAUAAUGUUGGGGUGUCAGAUAAAAAAGAUCUUUUGAAUGAAGAUGAUGGAAUUAUUGAGAACCAAAUAGGUGUAUAGCCCCUGAAAUAUUUUAGAUCAUUAUUGUUCAUCUAUUUAAUUUCCAAAAUUAAUUUGCACUUGUCAGCUUUUUUGAAAAGUAAAAGUGAAAAUGGCAUGUCUCUGUUUAUGGUUUUAAGGUGCCUAAUCAGACUUAUACUGUAUAAGGCAGGUGCUCGGAGCCAUAUUUUUUCUGGUCGGUAUUCUGCUGGGGUAUAGAGAUCUAUUAAGGUGCAUGAGCUAUAAACAUUUACCCAUCGACUCUGCUUGCUUAUUACUUAAUUCCAGAGUUCUUAAAAAGGUAUGAGGUAGGAAAAAAGAGAUCGUUGAUCAUUAAUUUCUCGUCAACCGCGGAGUUAGGUUAUUUUCCGAAUAGUGCUGUUUAUAGUGCGACGAAGAAAUAUAAUCAUUUUUUCAGUGAGGCUACGGCGUAUGAGUAUAAGCAAUGUAUUGAUACUGCUACUAUAAGGCCAGGAGUUGUAAUUACUGACCUGUCUGCGACGAUGAAGAUUCAAAAAUACCCGUUAACUGUCCUCCCAGAUGACUAUGCAAAAUCGCUGUUAGGAAGUCUUAGGACAGGAGUUAGCUAUGGGCAUUGGAAACAUUUCAUUUUUGGGAACUUUUUAACUUUUCUGCCAUUCCCCAUUCAGAGCUUUAUUAUUCAAAGGCUAAUGCCGCUUUAA